Messenger RNA from Oikopleura dioica, 1965 nucleotides. Lineage: Eukaryota; Metazoa; Chordata; Appendicularia; Copelata; Oikopleuridae. The record is from the annotation of a GenBank genome assembly.
AUGAAAGUUUCUCCGUUUGUAGCCAUUUUCGCCAACUCAAGCAACGCCGAUUUCUUCAAGUUUUGGGGAGACGCCGAUGUCUUCGCCUACCAAGUACGCGAAUCAUUUCCAAGACCUGGCCUCGGAAGGCGAUUUUUGAAAAAAUACGAUGAGGUGCAACAAAUCGUGAGAUAUUUCCAACUCGCUGGAGUAUGCGAGUCUUCAAUAACUUCUCCAACGCACGAGCCAGCCCAGAACUUCGACGCUGUUUUUGACAGCCGAGCCAGCCCAUCUACGAAUAUUGAAGCUCUCGCCAAUCUUCUAGAGCGGUGGAUAGAGUCGUACGCUUGUGUGGACGAUUCGGGCGCUGAUGAUUACGAAGCAGUCCAACAAUCUCUUCUCGAGAUGAGAAAAAUCGCCAAGAAACCCGCGAAUCAAGACCAAGAUGUUUCUUAUCAUAUUUCUGAAGAGAAAAUGACCUACAAUCAAGCUCUGGCCUACUGUUUCGCGCACGACAUGUGGCUUGCCGACCCUCAGAACUGGGAAGAACAAAGCGAAGUUAUUGAGAACAUGACGAUCAGCAAUUAUGUCUGGUUCGAUUCAUGGAAAGCGCGUGAAAACGAGUGUUGGGUUCAAAAAUACUUCUCCGCCUCUGGGCCAGGUGGUGUCGUCAAAGAGGGUCUCUGGGCUGGAGCAGUAGACUGUAACGACAAGAACUAUGCAAUUUGCCAGAGCGGGCAGAUUCGCGUAACAGCAACUACCACAACUACAACUACGACUACUAAGACUUCUACAACUACGACCACUGAGCCUCCACCUAAAAUCUGUGUCGAGUUCCGAAAUAUUGCCAUUUUCGCCAGCUCAACCAGCGCGGGUUUCUUCGAAUUUUGGGGAGAAGCCAAUCUCUUCGCCUAUCAAGUACGCGAAUCUCUUCCAAGACCUGGCCUCGGAAGGCGAUUUUUGGAAAAAUACGAUGAGGUGAAACAAGUCGUGAGAUUUUUCCAAUUCGAGGGAAAUUGCGAGUCAACGAUUACUUCUCCAACUCACGAGCCAGCCCAGAGCUUCGCUGCUAUUUUUGACAGCCGAGCCAGCCCAUCUACGAAUAUUGAAGCUCUCGUCAAUCGUCUAGAGUGGUGGAUAGAGUCAUACGCUUGCGUAGACGAUUCGAGCGCUGAUGAUUACGAGGCAGUCCAACAAUCUCUUCUCGAGAUGAAAAAGAUCGCCAAGAAGCCCGUCAAUCAAGACCAAGAUGUUUCUUAUCAUAUUUCUGAUGAGAAAAUGUCCUACAAUCAAGCUCGAGCCUACUGUUUCGCCAACGACAUGUGGCUUGCCGACCCUCAGAACUGGGAAGAACAAAGCGAAAUUAUUGAUAACAUGACGAUCAACAAUUACGUCUGGUUCGAUUCAUGGAAAGCGCGUGAAAACGAGUGCUGGGUUCAACAAUACUUCACCGCUUCUGGGCCAGGUGGGUUCGUCAAAGAGGGUCUCUGGGCCGGAGCAGUAGACUGUGACAACAAGAACUAUGCGAUUUGCCAAAGCGGGCAGAUUCGCGUAACAGCAACUACCACAACCACUACCACAACAACAGCUACUUCUACUACGACAACAGAACCACCACCCAAAACCUGUAAAGGAAUAAUGAAAGCCAUCUUUGCUGGAUUGAUACUUUUUGCUGUCGAAACUGCGGCAAAGAGAGAAUUCACGGCUUUCCAACUUGCUGUUCGUCAAGAGAGAAGGGAAACUGCCAAGACAAUGAUCUGCGACGGCGUUCCCGUGUUCGAUGAAAACAUCGACAAUGGCCUACUUUGGCACUGCAAGAAAAUGCCCCGCGUCAAACACAUGGAGCGCGGCUGGUGCCGACCUCGCUGCGCGGCUCGGAAAACUAGCCGCACUGGUCCGAAGCGAAUAAGAUGCGACAAAGAACUUGGAUGGGUGAAUAAGGCCGACAAUUCGAUCAUUUCACCCAGCGAUAUUUUCUGCUCCUAA